Brenthis ino (lesser marbled fritillary) is the source of this 7896-nucleotide messenger RNA. Lineage: Eukaryota; Metazoa; Arthropoda; Insecta; Lepidoptera; Nymphalidae. The record is from the annotation of a GenBank genome assembly.
AUGGAAUUUCGAAUAUUCUGCCCACGAUCGAGUGAUUUAUUUGGAUUACCCUUGUUUGCGAAGGUAUACUCGUUACUCCAACGCCAAAAACUCCACGGCCAAAAAGCUUUGCGUACUCCACCAGAAUUUUUUAUGGCUAAAGAGAAUGCUUUGGAAUCAGCUAAUCGUGUCGUUGGUGGUGAUGCUCCAAUACGUCCACCAAACAAAGGAUGUGGAUGCAGCACUUCCCCUGUAGGACAUCCAGGACCUAAACCCAGUUCAAGCCCGCCAUUAUUGCUCUUUUUAUUAACAGCGCAAGAUUUAGAAAAUCAAGGACUGAAUGAUUAUCCCAUUAGUUAUUAUAUAAGUCAAAAUUAUAGAGAUGGAGACCAUAUAUCAAGCAGUUCAAGUAAUGGGAGGUCUAGCGGCCGGUCAAAUUCAGACGGUAGUAGCUCCUCUUCUAGCAGUGACAGCAGCGCAGGAGCUGGUAGUCAGUCUAGACCAGUAGGUCAACCAGGAUCACCCUCAGCAGGCAGUUGGGGUACCGGAUGCUCAGGCGGCCAAUCAAGCUCAAGUAGCACUGGCUCCUCUUCUAACAGUGGCAGCAAUGCAGGUGCUGGCAGUCAAUCUGGAUCAUCAAGUCAACCAGGACCAUCUGUUCAACCAGGAUCAUCCUCAGCAGGCAGUUGGGGUACUGGAAGCUCAGGCGGCCAAUCAAGUUCAAGCGGCACUGGCUCCUCUUCUAAUAGUGGCAGCAAUGCAGGUGCUGGCAGUCAAUCUGGCUCAUCAGGUCAACCAGGGCCGUCUGGUCAACCAGGACCAUCUGGACAACCAGGACCAUCUGGUCAACCAGGAUCAUCAGGUCAACCAGGACCAUCAGGUCAACCCGGAUCAUCAGGUCAACCAGGAUCAUCAGGUCAACCAGGAUCAUCAGGUCAACCAGGAUCAUCAGGUCAACCAGGACCAUCAGGUCAACUAGGACCAUUAGGUCAACUAGGAUCAUCAGGUCAACCAGGAUCACCCUCAGCAGGCAGUUGGGGUACCGGAAACUCAGGUGGCCAAUCAAGUUCAAGCGGCACUGGCUCCUCUUCUAAUAGUGGCAGCAAUGCAGGUGCUGGCAGUCAAUCUAGCUCAUCAGGUCAACCAGGGCCGUCUGGUCAACCAGGACUAUCUGGUCAACCAGGACCAUCAGGUCAACCAGGACCAUCAGGUCAACCAGGACCAUCAGGUCAACUAGGACCAUCAGGUCAACCAGGAUCAUCAGGUCAACCAGUAUCACCCUCAGCAGGCAGUUGGGGUACCGGAAGCUCAAGUGGCCAAUCAAGUUCAAGCGACACUGGCUCCUCUUCUAAUAGUGGCAGCAAUGCAGGUGCUGGCAGUCAAUCUGGAUCAUCAGGUCAACCAGGACCAUCAAGUCAACCAGGAUCAUCAGGUCACCCAGGAUCAUCAGGUCAACCAGGAUCAUCAGGUCACCCAGGAUCAUCAGGUCAACCAGGAUCAUCAGGUCAACCAGGAUCAUCAGGUCAAACAGGAUCAUCAGGUCAACCAGAAUCAUCAGGUCAACCAGGACCAUCAGGUCAACCAGGAUCAUCAGGUCAACCAGGAUCACCAGGUCACCCAGGAUCAUCAGGUCAACCAGGAUCAUCCGGUCAACCAGGACCUUCUGGUCAAUCAGGAUCAUCAGGUCAACCAGGACCAUCAGGUCAACCAGGAUCAUCAGGUCAACCAGGAUCAUCAGGUCAACCAGGAUCAUCAGGUCAAACAGGAUCAUCAGGUCAACCAGGAUCAUCAGGUCAACCAGGACCAUCAGGUCAACCAGGAUCAUCAGGUCAACCAGGAUCAUCAGGUCAACCAGGAUCAUCAGGUCAAACAGGAUCAUCAGGUCAACCAGGAUCAUCAGGUCAACCAGGACCAUCAGGUCAACCAGGAUCAUCAGGUCAACCAGGAUCAUCAGGUCAAACAGGAUCAUCAGGUCAACCAGGAUCAUCAGGUCACCCAGGAUCAUCAGGUCAACCAGGACCAUCAGGUCAUCCAGGAUCAUCAGGUCAACCAGGAUCAUCAGGUCAACCAGGAUCAUCAGGUCAAACAGGAUCAUCAGGUCAACCAGGAUCAUCAGGUCAACCAGGACCAUCAGGUCAACCAGGAUCAUCAGGUCAACCAGGUUCAUCAGGUCACCCAGGAUCAUCAGGUCAACCAGAAUCAUCAGGUCAACCAGGAUCAUCAGGUCAACCAGGAUCACCCUCAGCAGGCAGUUGGGGUACCGGAAACUCAGGUGGCCAAUCAAGUUCAAGCGGCACUGGCUCCUCUUCUAAUAGUGGCAGCAAUUCAGGUGCUGGCAGUCAAUCUAGCUCAUCAGGUCAACCAGGACCAUCAGGUCAACCAGGACCAUCAGGUCAAACAGGAUCAUCAGGUCAACCAGGACCAUCUGGUCAAUCAGGAUCAUCAGGUCAACCAGGACCAUCAGGUCAACCAGGAUCAUCAGGUCAACCAGGAUCAUCAGGUCACCCAGGAUCAUCAGGUCAACCAGGAUCAUCAGGUCAACCAGGAUCAUCAGGUCAAACAGGAUCAUCAGGUCAACCAGGAUCAUCAGGUCAACCAGGAUCACCCUCAGCAGGCAGUUGGGGUACCGGAAGCUCAAGUGGCCAAUCAAGUUCAAGCGGUACUGGCUCCUCUUCUAACAGUGGCAGCAAUGCAGGUGCUGGCAGUCAAUCUGGCCCAUCAGGUCAACCAGGGCCGUCUGGUCAACCAGGACCAUCUGGACAACCAGGACCAUCUGGUCAACCAGGACCAUCAGGUAAACCAGGAUCAUCAGGUCAACCAGGAUCAUCAGGUCAACCAGGAUCAUCAGGUCAAACAGGAUCAUCAGGUCAACCAGGAUCAUCAGGUCAACCAGGACCAUCAGGUCAACCAGGAUCAUCAGGUCAACCAGGAUCAUCAGGUCAACCAGGAUCAUCAGGUCAAACAGGAUCAUCAGGUCAACCAGGAUCAUCAGGUCAACCAGGACCAUCAGGUCAACCAGGAUCAUCAGGUCAACCAGGAUCACCCUCAGCAGGCAGUUGGGGUACCGGAAACUCAGGUGGCCAAUCAAGUUCAAGCGGCACUGGCUCCUCUUCUAAUAGUGGCAGCAAUUCAGGUGCUGGCAGUCAAUCUAGCUCAUCAGGUCAACCAGGACCAUCAGGUCAACCAGGACCAUCAGGUCAAACAGGAUCAUCAGGUCAACCAGGACCAUCUGGUCAAUCAGGAUCAUCAGGUCAACCAGGACCAUCAGGUCAACCAGGAUCAUCAGGUCAACCAGGAUCAUCAGGUCACCCAGGAUCAUCAGGUCAACCAGGAUCAUCAGGUCAACCAGGAUCAUCAGGUCAAACAGGAUCAUCAGGUCAACCAGGAUCAUCAGGUCAACCAGGAUCACCCUCAGCAGGCAGUUGGGGUACCGGAAGCUCAAGUGGCCAAUCAAGUUCAAGCGGUACUGGCUCCUCUUCUAACAGUGGCAGCAAUGCAGGUGCUGGCAGUCAAUCUGGCCCAUCAGGUCAACCAGGGCCGUCUGGUCAACCAGGACCAUCUGGACAACCAGGACCAUCUGGUCAACCAGGACCAUCAGGUCAACCAGGAUCAUCAGGUCAACCAGGAUCAUCAGAUCAAUCAGGAUCAUCAGGUCAACCAGGAUCACCCUCAGCAGGCAGUUGGGGUACCGGAAACUCAGGUGGCCAAUCAAGUUCAAGCGGCAAUGGCUCCUCUUCUAAUAGUGGCAGCAAUGCAGGUGCUGGCAGUCAAUCUGGUUCAUCAGGUCAACCAGGAUUAUCCUCAACAGGCAGUUGGGGUACCGGAAGCUCAGGCGGCCAUUCAAGUUCAAGCGGGACUGGCUCCUCUUCUAACAAGGGCAGCCACGCAGAAGCGAGUAAUCAAUUAGGAGAGCUUGGUCAUGGUGAACACCUUAAACACCAUCUGAAACAUAAUCACGAAGCCAUUCCUUUGCACCACUUGAAACAUCUACCUGGAAGCCUUCCUAUACAUGAUUUGAAAAAUAUUCCCGUUUCCACUUCUGGACACCAAUUAGGACACAUCUUAAAACACCUUCCUAUUGGCCGUCCCAAUACAUUUCCUUCCCAUCGUCACGGAAAGGGUGGAUCGCAAAAAGAAGGAAAAGAGUCAGGUUCAAAGAGCAGUGGCAGCAACGCAGGAAAUGGUAGUCAAUCUGGACCAGUAGGUACACCAGGAUCACCCCCAUUAGGUAGUUGGGAUUCAGGAAACUCAGGCAGCAGGGGUACUGGAAGCUCAGGUAGCCACUCAAGCUCGCACGGCAGUGGGUCCACUUCUAACAGUGGCAGCAACGCAGGAGCUAGUAGUCAAGCAGGAUCAUCAGGUCAUCAAGGAGGCUCGUCAGGCAGUAGCGGUACGGGAAGCUCAAGUAGCCAUUCAGGCUCGAAGGGCGGCGGCUCCCACUCUAGCAGUGGCAGCAACGCAGGAGCUGGCAGUCAAGCAGGAUCAUCAGGUUAUCAAGGAGGUUUGUCAGGCAGUCAUGGUACUGGAAGCACAGGUAGCCAUUCAGGCUCGAAGGGCGAUGGCUCCCAUUCUAACAGUGGCAGCAACGCAGGAGCUGGUAGUCAAGCAGGAUCAUCAGGUCAUCAAGGAGGUUCGUCAGGCAGUAGCGGUACUGGAAGCUCAGGUAGCCAUUCAGGCUCGAAGGGCGGCGGCUCCCACUCUAGCAGUGGCAGCAACGCAGGAGCUGGUAGUCAAACAGGAUCAUCAGGUCAUCAAGGAGGCUCGUCAGGCAGUAGCGGUACUGGAAGCUCAAGUAGCCAUUCAGGCUCGAAGGGCGGCGGCUCCCACUCUAGCAGUGGCAGCAACGCAGGAGCUGGUAGUCAAACAGGAUCAUCAGGUCAUCAAGGAGGCUCGUCAGGCAGUAGCGGUACUGGAAGCUCAAGUAGCCAUUCAGGCUCGAAGGGCGGCGGCUCCCACUCUAGCAGUGGCAGCAACGCAGGAGCUGGCAGUCAAACAGGAUCAUUAGGUCAUCAAGGAGGCUCGUCAGGCAGUCAUGGUACUGGAAGCACAGGUAGCCACUCAGGCUCGAAGGGCGAUGGCUCCCAUUCUAACAGUGACAGCAACGCAGGAGCUGGUAGUCAAGCAGGAUCAUCAGGUCAUCAAGGAGGCUCGUCAGGCAGUAGCGGUACUGGAAACUCAGGUAGCCAUUCAGGCUCGAAGGGCGGCGGCUCCCACUCUAGCAGUGGCAGCAACGCAGGAGCUGGUAGUCAAGCAGGAUCAUCAGGUCAUCAAGGAGGUUCGUCAGGCAGUAGCGGUACUGGAAGCUCAGGUAGCCAUUCUGGCUCGAAGGGCGGCGGCUCCCACUCUAGCAGUGGCAGCAACGCAGGAGCUGGUAGUCAAACAGGAUCAUCAGGUCAUCAAGGAGGCUCGUCAGGCAGUAGCGGUACUGGAAGCUCAAGUAGCCAUUCAGGCUCGAAGGGCGGCGGCUCCCACUCUAGCAGUGGCAGCAACGCCGGAGCUGGUAGUCAAACAGGAUCAUCAGGUCAUCAAGGAGGCUCGUCAGGCAGUAGCGGUACUGGAAGCUCAAGUAGCCAUUCAGGCUCGAAGGGCGGCGGCUCCCACUCUAGCAGUGGCAGCAACGCAGGAGCUGGCAGUCAAACAGGAUCAUUAGGUCAUCAAGGAGGCUCGUCAGGCAGUCAUGGUACUGGAAGCACAGGUAGCCACUCAGGCUCGAAGGGCGAUGGCUCCCAUUCUAACAGUGGCAGCAACGCAGGAGCUGGUAGUCAAGCAGGAUCAUCAGGUCAUCAAGGAGGCUCGUCAGGCAGUAGCGGUACUGGAAACUCAGGUAGCCAUUCAGGCUCGAAGGGCGGCGGCUCCCACUCUAGCAGUGGCAGCAACGCAGGAGCUGGCAGUCAAGCAGGAUCAUCAGGUCAUCAAGGAGGCUCGUCAGGCAGUCAUGGUACUGGAAGCACAGGUAGCCACUCAGGCUUGAAGGGCGAUGGCUCCCACUCUAACAGUGGCAGCAACGCAGGAGCUGGCAGUCAAGCAGGAUUAUCAGGUCAUCAAGGAGGCUCGUCAGGCAGUAGCGGUACUGGAAGCUCAGGUAGCCAUUCUGGCUCGAAGGGCGGCGGCUCCCACUCUAGCAGUGGCAGCAACGCAGGAGCUGGUAGUCAAGCAGGAUCAUCAGGUCAUCAAGGAGGCUCGUCAGGCAGUAGCGGUACUGGAAGCUCAAGUAGCCAUUCAGGCUCGAAGGGCGGCGGCUCCCACUCUAGCAGUGGCAGCAACGCAGGAGCUGGCAGUCAAACAGGAUCAUUAGGUCAUCAAGGAGGCUCGUCAGGCAGUCAUGGUACUGGAAGCACAGGUAGCCACUCAGGCUCGAAAGGCGAUGGCUCCCAUUCUAACAGUGGCAGCAACGCAGGAGCUGGUAGUCAAGCAGGAUCAUCAGGUCAUCAAGGAGGCUCGUCAGGCAGUAGCGGUACUGGAAACUCAGGUAGCCAUUCAGGCUCGAAGGGCGGCGGCUCCCACUCUAGCAGUGGCAGCAACGCAGGAGCUGGCAGUCAAGCAGGAUCAUCAGGUCAUCAAGGAGGCUCGUCAGGCAGUCAUGGUACUGGAAGCACAGGUAGCCACUCAGGCUUGAAGGGCGAUGGCUCCCACUCUAACAGUGGCAGCAACGCAGGAGCUGGCAGUCAAGCAGGAUUAUCAGGGCAUCAAGGAGGCUCGUCAGGCAGUAGCGGUACUGGAAGCUCAGGUAGCCAUUCUGGCUCGAAGGGCGGCGGCUCCCACUCUAGCAGUGGCAGCAACGCAGGAGCUGGUAGUCAAACAGGAUCAUCAGGUCAUCAAGGAGGCUCGUCAGGCAGUAGCGGUACUGGAAGCUCAAGUAGCCAUUCAGGCUCGAAGGGCGGCGGCUCCCACUCUAGCAGUGGCAGCAACGCAGGAGCUGGCAGUCAAAUAGGAUCAUUAGGUCAUCAAGGAGGCUCGUCAGGCAGUCAUGGUACUGGAAGCACAGGUAGCCACUCAGGCUCGAAAGGCGAUGGCUCCCAUUCUAACAGUGGCAGCAACGCAGGAGCUGGUAGUCAAGCAGGAUCAUCAGGUCAUCAAGGAGGCUCGUCAGGCAGUAGCGGUACUGGAAACUCAGGUAGCCAUUCAGGCUCGAAGGGCGGCGGCUCCCACUCUAGCAGUGGCAGCAACGCAGGAGCUGGCAGUCAAGCAGGAUCAUCAGGUCAUCAAGGAGGCUCGUCAGGCAGUCAUGGUAUUGGAAGCACAGGUAGCCACUCAGGCUUGAAGGGCGAUGGCUCCCACUCUAACAGUGGCAGCAACGCAGGAGCUGGCAGUCAAGCAGGAUUAUCAGGUCAUCAAGGAGGCUCGUCAGGCAGUAGCGGUACUGGAAGCUCAGGUAGCCAUUCUGGCUCGAAGGGCGGCGGCUCCCACUCUAGCAGUGGCAGCAACGCAGGAGCUGGCAGUCAAGCAGGAUCAUCAGGUCAUCAAGGAGGCUCGUCAGGCAGUCAUGGUACUGGAAUCACAGGUAGCCACUCAGGCUUGAAGGGCGAUGGCUCCCACUCUAACAGUGGAAGCAACGCAGGAGCUGGUAGUCAAGCAGGAUCAUCAAGUCAUCAAGGAGGCUCGUCAGGCAAUAGUGGUACUGGAAGCUCAGGUAGCCAAUCAGGCUCGAAUGGCGGCGGCUCCCACUUUAACAGUGGCAGCAACGCUGGAGCUGGUAGUAAAGCAGGAUCAGGUCAACAAGGAGGCUCGUCAAGCAGUAGCGGUACUGGAAGCUCAGGUAGCCAAUUAAGCUCAAACGGUGGUGGCUCCUCUUCUAAAAGCGAUAGCAGUACAGGAGCUGCGUCUUCAAAUAACAAUAAUUAUGAAUCAAAUACCAGUUCAAGUUAUUCAGGAAGCGAGAAUAAUUCGCAAAGCGAGUACUAUGAAUCUUCUUCUGAU